Molecule: messenger RNA, 1669 nt
Organism: Nezara viridula (southern green stink bug)
Lineage: Eukaryota; Metazoa; Arthropoda; Insecta; Hemiptera; Pentatomidae
Source: the annotation of a GenBank genome assembly
UUAAGAUAAUAUUAGUGAUAUAGUACAAGAUAUUAUAGAAAUCAUUAGUAGCCCAUUUAUUACAUUUUGCAAAAUAAUUUUGUGACUUGCGAUUACUUUAGAUGAGAAUGAAUCUUUUGUUUUCAUUAAAGAAGAAAAGAUAGAUGAGACUGAGGCUUCUUGUAUGAGUGACUCUUUCUGCUCCAUGAAAGAAGAUAAAACAGAUGAAAUUGAGGGUUCUUGUAUCAAUGAACCAAUUGUUGUUAUUAAAGAAGAAAACACAGAUGAAACUGAAGUAUCUUGUAUGAACAAUUCUUAUGCUUUUAAUGAGGAAGAAAAGAAAGAUGAAACUAAGACUUCUUAUUUGGAUGACUCUUUUGUUUUUAUUAAAGAAGAGAAAACAGAUGAUAAUUCUUGUUCGUGUGACUCUUAUGUUUGUAAUGAAGAAGAAAUGGAAUCUGAAAUUCCUGGGACUGGUAUUAAAGACGAGGUUAGACCAAAUAUAUAUUACGAUGGACAGACUCACGUGAAGCAUGAAGGAGAAGCACUCAUUCCUGAUGAGGGUAACAAGGAUCUCCAUGACAAUUCACAGAUCAGCCAGUGUGAAGUAAAAAAUAAGACAAAUUUGGAUUCCAUUAGGAUGUUACAAGAGAAUAAUAAUUCUUUAGAUUGUGAUAAUAAAACUCUUGAAUCUCCUAAAUACAGAGAAGGUAUAUUCACCUAUCAGAAAACAAAAAAAUGUCAAGACUGCCCUAAAUGUGAUUGUAAAGAAGAGAAUAUUAAUUUAGAAAGCAAUAUAGUGGUCCAUCAUAUCGAUGUCGAAUCUCACCCAUGUCCUAAGUGUAAUUAUAAAGGAACAGAACUUAAAAAAUUAAAAGCACACAUGAGGAAAUGUCAUACAGAUGAUAAGCAACAUAAGUGCCCUUAUUGUGACUAUAAAGCAGUGACCCAUAGUAUUUUAAAAAGACAUUUAUUGGCCCGGCAUACUGUAGAGAAAUCCAUUAAAUGUCCUCAUUGUGAAUAUAGAACAUCAGAAAAAAGUAAUUUACAAAGACAUAUAAAGCAUAAUCAUACUGGUGAGAAGCCUCAUCAGUGUCCUCAUUGUGACUAUAGAACGGUGACUGCUGGUCAUUUAAGAACACAUAUAAUGCGUCAUACAGGUGAAAAGCCUCAUCGAUGCCCUCAAUGUGAAUAUGGAACAGUAACUAUAGCUAAAUUAAAAACUCAUAUGAUGAGGCAUCAUACGGGUGAGAAGCCUCAUCAGUGUCCUCAAUGUGAUUAUAGAACAGUAACUGUCGGCCAAUUGAAGGCACACACGAUCUCUCAUCAUACAGGCAAUAAGCCACACCAAUGUCCUCAUUGUAACUAUAAAGCAACACUCAUCGAGACUUUGAAAACUCAUAUAUUGAGGCAUCAUACAGAUGAGAAGCCUCAUCAGUGUCCUCAUUGUGACUUUAAAACGGUAACUAUUAGUCAAUUAAAAACGCACGUGACUGCACGUCAUACAGGUGAGAAACCUCAUCAAUGUCCUGAAUGCGAUUAUAGAGCACUUCGAGUUAGUUGUUUGAAAAGCCAUAUUAUGGCUUAUCAUACAUGUGAGAGGCCUUAUCGAUGUCCUGAUUGUGAGUUUGGAGCGAUAACGAAUGGUCACUUAAAAAGGCAUAUUAUGGCCCGUCAUAGGGCUUUAUAA